GCGGGGGACAAACGUAAGAGGCCGUGCGGGAGCGUAAAGUAAGUUUUCGCUCACGGCUGCUUUGCAAUGCCAGGCAGUCGAGGUGAGUCGAGUCGAGUCGAGUAGAGCCGAGCCGAACCUCUUGGAAUCAGUCUGAGACGUGGCCCCAUCGCAUCCUUUUCGUUUGUUACGGUAUCCUUGUGCGCAGCUACCACCUGUUGAAAUCGAACGAUCUUACCAUGCAUCGUCGUAAUUCAGUAGCUCGAUAUAUUGAAAUGACUACGUUUUGAAGUCACAUAUUUUAAUUAUCUAGUGAAACAUCGUGAUUCAUCGAUUGCGCGGAAACACGUUUUCUUUUGUUGUGUCUCAUUACCAAAAAUGGAAUCACUUGUAUAAUUUUGUUUUUUUCUUGGUUAACGAUAUCAUUUCAGAAGUGCUAGUUUAAAAUCUAUAAUCUUGGUGCAAUGAUUUUGUGUAUACACUACUGAAAGAUCAACUGGAAGUUUAGCAGAAAAUAUUCAAGAGAUACCGGAUCUGAAAUAUAAAAAAUGAAAAUUGGAUUCAUCAAACAACGGGACGCGUAUACCCAAUGCAAUGUGAUUUCGUAAUGACCGUGAGUUGUUUAAAAACAAGUCGAAGAGCGUUUCAUGUUGGAAAGUGGCUUAUAGUUCAAGAUUCUGGAGAAUGUCAAGUUUCUACAAGAUGAGAAAAAAUAUCCUAUACACAAAUUAUUAGCUUCUAAGAAGGGAGAAAUUAAUUAAUGAGGGGUGUCCAUGCCGAGUGUUAAGAAAAAUCAACUGGAUGAUCUUAGGAGUGCGAGAAGAAAAUUCUCAGAGGGACCAGUUGUGUGGAAUACAACGAAAGUUAUUAUAUAGUCGAGGCUGUAAAAGUGACACGUUCGUGUUUGAAAAUGUCAUCAAGUACAUGUACCAUGAUAAUGUCAGGACUGAUUCUAUUGGUAUUAGCAAUAGUAUCGUUCAAGGAAGUGCAAGGACACGUUGCCUUGACUUUUCCAAGAGCGAGGAAGUAUGACUUGGAUUUUUUGGACAAUGCUAGAACACCUGGCCCAUGCGGAAUGCCUCGUGGUGAUAUUAAAACUACUUUAUUAUCUGGAAGUAAUUUCAACGUCACAUGGCAUCUAGCUUAUCCUCAUCGAGGUGGAUUUCGGCUGCAAAUCUUGGAUGCUCUUGAUAGACCAUUAAUUGAUUUAACUCCUGUGACGAAAAAUAGUGAAUUCGUUGAAGAUGAUGCUACGGCACAGAAUUAUGCCGUGCAAUUACCUCAAAAUUUCACUUGUACAGAUUGCACAAUUCGGCUUCUUCGAGAAGCUGAGGAAUGGGGUUCAAGUUAUAGAUUUUGGUCUUGUGCAGAUAUUGAUAUCAUUGAUAGAAAGACAUAUAGAGAAGAUUGCAGCGGUCAUGGUCGAUAUCUAUUAGGUCGUUGUAGAUGUGAUCGGCUAUAUCAUGGUAUAAGGUGUGAAUUUAAGGAGGAAUGUCUGGACGAUUCAGACUGUGGUAUUCAGGGCACGUGCAUUAACAAUGGCGGCACAACCGCACCCACCAAGCAUUGCUACUGCAACAUUGGUUGGUUCGGACCGGGUUGUGCAAAAAGAUCUCCAAUUAAAACCAUAGAUGUAGAAUUGGAUAUUUAUACUAUGAAGAAGUUUUCUGACAAUUUUACUUUUUAUUGGCGUAUAUUAAAAGAAAGUAAAGAACUCGAGGGUAUUAUGGUAGUAAAUGGUACAAAUUGGGUCGGUAUUGGAUGGCGACCAAGUAAUUUGAUGCCAAUUUGUCGUUCUUUCCCUAAUAUUCAAGAACAUCCAAAAGGUGAACCUCUUCCACGGCCAGAACCAAAAGCAGAACCAGAACCGAAAACUGAACCUAAACCAGAAUCUGAACCAGAAUCUAAAUCUGAACCUGAGCCUGAACCUAAAUCUGAACCCGAACCCGAACCUGAACCUGAACCAGAACCAGAACCAGAACCUGAACCUGAACCUGAACCUGAAUCUGGAACUGAAAGAUCUGGUACCAGAAGAAGAUCAGCUAAAGUUCAUGAUAUUGUUUCUUUGACUUCAACUUUCCAACCUGAUACUGAUGUCACAGUGCAAACCAGUGUGACAUAUCGUGUCAGUACAAAACAAGGACGCAAGAAAAGAUCACCAGAAUCCACAGGAGUUUCUGCAAACGGGGAAUUCAUCGCCGAGCCGAGCACUGUUGACAACACGAACAUUACGUCUGAACCUAUAUCAGAACCAGAACCUAAAUCCGAGCCUGAACCUAGUCCAGAAUUAGAGCCGAAAUUUAAACUGAAAUCAACUUCAGUGUCUGAAUCAAUAUUUGAACAAGAAUUCAAAUCUAAACCUACUUCUGAGCCCGAACCUAAAUCCGAACCAGAACCUAGCUCUGAACCCGAACCCAAAUCCGAACCAGAACCGGAGCCGAAAUCUGAACCAGAACCAAAGUCCGAACCGGAACCCAGUUCCGAACCAGAGCCAAAGUCUGAACAGGAACCUAAGUCAGAACCGGAACCAAGUUCUGAACCGACUUCGGAACCAGAACCAAUUUCGAGUCUCAAAUCGAGCGCAACGAAAGCUAUCCUACCUGAAACGCACAAGUAUACGCCAAAACACGAUUUCAACCCUAUGGACUGCACAGACAUUAUAAUAGGAUCAGCACGAGGUAAUAGUCACAGAAUUGGUGACUAUUAUACUAGAGAUAGAUCUACACCAAGAAAAGACGAAUAUUGGGGUGGAAGAGAUACAUUAACUGCUGCAAUGGGCUUUGAACGCAAUGGUGUUACAACGAUACUUUUUAGAAGAAAAUUGGCAACAAAUGAACCAACUGAUUAUGAAAUUAUUGAUGGUAAUAUGCAAGUGAUAUGGGCUAAAGGACAAGAAUCUGGAAAAUAUAUUCAUCAUCCACCAAGUGGCAUUGAAAAAGCCAAAGUUAGUGUAAAAGACUUUUACAAGGCUGAUGAACUUAAAUAUCAUGGACAUGGAGAACAAAGAGGAACAGUGACGCUUAAUUUCUUUGAUGAAAAGAAGAAACAAGAAAUGAUAAGUGAAGAUGGUGUAUCAAUGCCAAUUUCAAAUUGUAGCGGUGAAUGGCAUUAUCCGAAACAUUGUUCACCUAUAAAUGGUACAUGUGAAUAUUCUAUUCAAUGGACAUAUAAAGGACGAAAGGAUCAAUUAUCAUUUGUUAUUUCCACAACUAAUACAAACGUUUGGACUGGUGUUGGAUUCUCUGAUGAUGAUAAAAUGUCACAAACAGAUGCAAUAUUGGGUUGGGUUGAUGAAAAGUCGGGUCGAGCUUUUCUCAUGGACACUUGGAUCAGUGGAUAUAAUGCUCCGUUGCUCGAUCCAUCUCAAGAUAUUUAUAAUACGGGCGGUAGUAAAGUGGAUGGUGUAACGACACUCAAAUUCUCAAGGAAACGAAUAACAAAGGACAAUAGAGAUCUUUCUUUCACAGAUGAUCACUGCUUAUAUAUGAUGUAUCCAGUCAAGGGUGGUAUUUUCAAUGCUGUCAGCAAGAAGAUACGUAAACACGAUGCCGUACCUAUUGUCUCUGCUGAAAGAAUAUGCAUAAAAUCUUGUGGUCUUGAAGAAUUUGAAGAUCUUACGACACCAACACCUCCAAGGCUAUAUUAUGAUGUGGAAGUAAAACUCAUAAAUUUGGGUGAUGGUUUUAUAGCGCCUAUUCCGGGUAGUUCAGAUUUUGAAGUUAUUUCAAAUACGAUAUCCGAUAGUUUUGGUCCAGUUUUUAACAAAUUACCAGGCUAUUAUCAAAUUCGUCUCGUUGAGUUACAAAAGGAUGAUGAGCAAAAUGGUGUUAUUGCACGCAUGGAUCUGAUCUUAGAUAAAAAUGAAAUCAAAGGUAGAUCGUUGAAACCUAUAGAUACCAGCGCAGCUGCAGAAAAAGCACUAAAAGAAGCUCUCAUUACUGGAAAAGUCGGUGCAUUAAAUGUAGAUCCACAAUAUUUGUUUAUUAGAGCUCCUCGAGUAAAUGAUGUAGGUGGAGGAGAUGCAAAUGAAGAAUCAUCAAUCACAUCGAAUCUAUUUCUUGAUUCGACAAAACUAUAUAUCGUUGUUGGAUGUGUUGCUGCCUUGCUUGCUCUUGUUCUAUUGCAAGCAAGCUGUACUCUUUAUAGGUCUUCGAGGAGACGAGCAACGAAGGAUCGUUUGAUCGCCAAUAACGCUUGGAAGGACUACGCUUCAGGUGCGAACACAAAUUUUGCUUUCGAGGCGUUCGAGACAGAAGAAAAAGCUCCACCACCGCCAGUUUCCAGUUUACCUCGUCAUAGAGAAAUGACUGGAAACGGAAUCGGCACGGAUACUGUAGAAGGCCCUAAUAGGAUAAUAGGGCCACGAGCGACGUAUAGUUUGCCACGUGCACCGGGUUCGAGGCACACAGCACCCAUUCAACCUGGUUAUUAUACACAAGAUCGCAGGGAUCAUUAUCAACGAUCGAAGAAUAAUAUGCACAAUUUAACAGGCGGUGGUGUAUCCACUCAACCGAAUCAGCCUGAUUUUUAUUUCAUGCCCAGUCAACGUAAAUACAGUGGUGAAGUUGUGCGCGUGUAUGUGGAUUAUGGAAGUCAGGCGCCGAAAUAAUUGAAGAAAGCAUAUUAGAAUUUAAAAAAACGAACGAUAAGAAAAUGCAUCAGUGACAGUGCUGCCCUCUUUUCAGCCUUUCCUCGUUCAUAAAUCCAAAGCGGACGAUUAAUAUAUCUCGCUUCAGUGAAGCGACAUUGUACAUAAAACGUGUUUAGUGGACCUGGAGAAAACGAGACUUCGAAACGAGCCCUUUCCUCCGGUGCUUCUUUAAAUAUUUUUUUUCCUUUUUUUUUUUUUUUUUUUUAUUUGACGGAUCGUUGUUCUAUUACUUUUUCCCGUUGUCGUAUUUGCUCGAUUACAUACGAGCGUCGAACGGGGGCAACACGCACGGUUUCGUUUAAAGGAAUUACGUAGAAGUGGCGCUUACGACCAAAGAGUUAUCGAUAAGGCGCACUCGGUGCGCGGUUCUGUACAAAAGCGCGUGAAGAAACACACAACACAAUAUCACUGUAAUUCUCGAUGCGUAUCCCGAUACGUGUGGAAUGUAUCCAAAUUCGUGCGUCAUUACAGCAAUAUUUUACAUGUAUUUACGAGCAAGCAUGGAUGUUUGAGCAAUAAAACGUUUGUACAUUUUUCUAAUUGAA
Molecule: messenger RNA, 5175 nt
Organism: Apis cerana (Asiatic honeybee)
Lineage: Eukaryota; Metazoa; Arthropoda; Insecta; Hymenoptera; Apidae
Gene: nahoda
Product: DOMON-like domain-containing protein nahoda
Source: RefSeq, a predicted model, not a curated record